Molecule: messenger RNA, 1734 nt
Organism: Trichobilharzia szidati
Lineage: Eukaryota; Metazoa; Platyhelminthes; Trematoda; Strigeidida; Schistosomatidae
Source: the annotation of a GenBank genome assembly
AUGAACAGAUUUCAAAAAUUCUUAAUAAUUUUCGGUGGAUUCAUCUCAUAUAUGUUAGCUGAUGGAUAUACUUACUCUAUGGGUGUAUUAUACUCAGAGUUAAUGAAUACCUUCCAGCUCAGCAGUGCUGAGACGGCUAUUCUACCAGGUAUGAUAUUUGCAGUGCCACAGUUUUUCGCACCUUUCCUAUGCCCAUUAUUGGAUACAUAUGGAUUUUCAUCUGGUUCUGCAUGGGGUGCUGUUCUCAUGUGUGCUGGAUGUUUUAUAUCAUCAUUUGUGAACAACUUUCAUACUUUGUACCUCACUCUGGGUAUAAUGACCAGUAUUGGACUUCAAUUGACAUAUUUGUCUGCACUAAUGUCUGUCACAGCUCAGUUUGAAAAGAGUUCAUUCUUUGGCAUAGCCAUAGGUAUUACUAUGUGUGGUUCCGGUGUGGGCGCAUUUGCAUCAAAUUAUCUUCUGGCUUGGCUUUUAAGCAUUUGGAACUGGCGAGAAGUGCUAUUGAUCGAGUCAGCCAUCCUUUUGAAUAUUCUGGUAACAGCAUCAUGUUCCCAUCACUUAGAUGCAGAAAUCAAUACAAGACCACCGGAUGAGCAAAAAAUUUGUUUUUCGGAAGAUUCAGAAGAUGAAACUAGAUGUCAUCCAAAUGAAAAUUCUACUCAAGUUUCCACAAAUGUUGGACACUUUUGGACUACAUUUCGAUUCUGUUUGUGUGUUCCAUCAUUAUGUCGUUUCCAAAGAUAUCAGCCACUCUUAGGCCAACGAAAAACAAUUAGUACUGAAAUUGAGGACAAUGAACAAGGUAUCGUUAAUGGAGAGAUGGUAGUUAGGAAAAAUAUUUCAGUUAAACUGCAGUCAUGCGCAUGUCCACAAUUUAUUCAAGCAUCCAAGACCAAUUUUAAACAGUUAUUGUCACCAAAACUGUGGAAGAAUUCGAAUUUCUUAUUUUAUGUGAUAACGAAUGGAAUAACUGGUGCUGGAGUUGUCAUACCAUGGACGUUUAUUUACGACUAUGUUUUGUCAACGCUAUCCUCUUUAAAUUAUCGUAAUCAUAUAGGACUUGUGAAUAUUGAUGAUAUCUCAUGGCUGCCAUCUUUAAUUGGUUUCGGUUUGCUAUUUGGCCAGCUGUUUUUCGGUUUGAUAACAUCUCAGUUUGGUGAUAUUGGUGCUUGCUGUGAAAAUUGCAAAGAAGAUGUCAGCAAUAAAGAUAACUGUUGUUGCUCACCGUCUUCUUUUCAGACUGUUAUGACGGAAAAAUGUAAAGCAACAAAGUAUCGAUUUCACCUGUCAGUUUUUCUAAGUGUACUUCUUUUAAACGGUGUAUGCACAUUAAGUAUGGCUGUUAUACCUUUGCAAUCUAUGAAAAGCACAACCAAGCACUUUGAGCUUUUUUCUCAUGCCGAAGGACAACUAUUGGCAUUGGCUUGUUUUUUCGUUGGGAUGUCGAAUGGUGGACUAUACGUCAUAUUUCCGCAGUUAAUAAUUGAUAUUGUAGGUGUUGAAUUGUGGUCUUCUGGGCUUGGCUUGUUUUUAGCCUUUAAUGGUGCUAUGAACUUAUGUGGAACAAAUAUUGGGGGUCGGAUUAAUGAUACAACAGGUUCAUAUCAAACGGCCUUUAUAAUAGCUGCAUGCCUUCCAUUCAUUUCCUUUCUUUUAAUGAUUUCGAAAGAGCUCAUCACAAGGGCACUGUGUCCUCCUAAGUUAUCCGUUGAUUGUGACAUACAACCGGAAUAA